Messenger RNA from Macadamia integrifolia, 2131 nucleotides. RefSeq names its product probable polyamine oxidase 5. Gene Ontology annotation, molecular function: polyamine oxidase activity. NCBI's taxonomy places the organism in Eukaryota, Viridiplantae, Streptophyta, Magnoliopsida, Proteales, Proteaceae. The coding region runs from base 136 to 1818 and encodes 560 amino acids. The record is from RefSeq and is a predicted model, not a curated record. The transcript has a single exon.
CAAGUUAAAAAUCCAACCAAACGUUAACACAACACUCUGGGCUCUUCUUGCCCUCUCUUUCUUGGUCUCUUCCAUCCUCUCUCUCUCUCUCUCUCUCUCUCUCUUUCUAUCUCUGUGCUUGUGAAACCAGCAACCAUGGUGGCCAAGAAACCCAGAAUCGUGAUCAUAGGAGCAGGAAUGGCAGGGCUAACAGCUGCUCAUAAGCUCUAUAGUUCCACUGCUGCAACAGAGCUCUUUGAGCUCUGCGUUGUGGAAGGAGGGGACAGGAUUGGUGGGAGAAUUCACACGUCUGAGUUCGGUGGUGACCGAAUUGAGAUGGGGGCUACUUGGAUCCAUGGCAUCGGUGGAAGCCCAAUUCACAAGAUUGCCCAAGAAAUCCAUGCGUUGGAAUCUGAACAACCAUGGGAGCGCAUGGAUGGGUUUGCCGAAGACCCAUUAACUGUUGCCGAAGGUGGGUUUCAUCUCCCUCCUUCCAUCGUCGAACCCAUUUCUGCUCUUUACCGGAAUAUGAUGGAGUUCGCUCAGGGGAAGCUGUUUGAAGAAGAAGCCACUGAAAGCAGCAACAAUGGCGGUGUCGAUGUCGAUUACAAUGCAAUUGCAGCUCGAGCUCUUAAAAUGGGUUCCUAUAAGAAGGGUCUCGGCAUUGGUACUUUCCUUCGACGGGCCCUCGAAGCUUACUGGGUUUCCGUGAAACGGAGAGACGAUGUCAAAGGGUACGGCAAUUGGAGUACGAAAAUGCUCCAAGAAGCCAUCUUUGCGAUGCACGAGAACACGGAGAGGACUUAUACUUCGGCAGGGGAUCUCUCAACCCUUGACUUCAAUGCCGAGAGCGAGUACCGUGAGUUCCCAGAUGAGCAGAUCACCAUUGCUAAAGGAUACGUGAGCAUUGUUGAGUGGCUAGCGUCUGCACUUCCCACGGGUCUGAUCCAACUGGGUAAGAAAGUGAAGAGGAUCCAGUGGCAGCCCGAAGGUCUUGUGAGGUCAUUGGAGAUGGAGAAUAAAGGGGAUUUCAACAGCAGGAGGCCUGUGAAGAUCUGUUUUGAUGAUGGUUCAGAAAUGGUAGCCGAUCAUGUCAUAGUGACUGUGUCGUUGGGGGUUCUCAAAGCCGGGAUUCGGGAAGAUUCAGGUAUGUUCAGCCCUCCACUCCCUUCUUUCAAGACCGAAGCGAUUUCGAGGCUAGGUUUCGGCGUCGUUAACAAGCUAUUUCUGCAACUGGAUCGAGAAAGUGAGAAUCUUGAACCGUUUCCCUUCUUGGAAAUGGUGUUCCACCGGCCUGAUUCGGACUCAAGACACCAGAAGAUCCCCUGGUGGAUGCGGAAGACAGUUUCAAUCUGUCCAAUCUACAAAAACUCUAGUGUCGUCCUCACUUGGUUUGCUGGGGAAGAAGCUCUGGAGCUCGAAUCACUCAAAGAUGAACAGAUUGUGAGCGGAAUCUCCACUACCGUAUCUAAUUUCCUGUCUAAUUCUGAGCCCCAAAACAUCAAAGGGAUUGUAAAGUUCACUAGGGUUCUAAGGAGCCAAUGGGCUAGCAACCCUUUGUUUCUGGGUUCUUACAGUUACGUAGCAGUGGGGUCAAGUGGAGACGAUUUGGAUUUAAUGGCGGUGCCAUUGCCAAAUAGUAGCAACAGUGAUGAAUGUGUUGGAGAAGCUUCUCCUCCUCCUCAUCCUCUUCAAAUUCUAUUUGCAGGAGAAGCUACACACAGAACACACUAUUCCACAACACAUGGAGCUUAUUUCAGUGGUUUAAGGGAAGCUAAUAGACUCCUCCAACAUUAUCGCUGUGGUAGUGGAUUUUCAGAGCUCUUUGCAUCACAGUAGAAUUCUGAAAGGAGACCCCUCUAGUCUCAAUCUUAGCCCAACACCUUGUGACAAAUUGAGAGAGAAACAGAGAUGGAUUGGGUAUAAUUUUAAAUUUUUUUUUUUUUUUUUUUUAAUUAAAGAUGUAUUGAAUGUAUUUAAAUUAAAGAAACUUCUUUUUUUUUUUUUUUUUUUUCUAUGGGAUGCUUUUGUUUGAGAAUUUCUUCUCUUAUCUGAUCUUAUGAUCUUGAUAGCUAACUUUUGCUGAGAUCAUCUUUCUCAUUUGUAUAUUGAAAAGAAGAAGGAAAGCAAAAGAAAGAGAUUUCUAUCUCAA